This is a messenger RNA of Clarias gariepinus (North African catfish), 1885 nucleotides long. RefSeq lists its product as uncharacterized. The coding region runs from base 16 to 1827 and encodes 603 amino acids. The record is from RefSeq and is a predicted model, not a curated record. Gene Ontology annotation, cellular component: extracellular matrix. Gene Ontology annotation, biological process: binding of sperm to zona pellucida; egg coat formation; positive regulation of acrosome reaction. Lineage: Eukaryota; Metazoa; Chordata; Actinopteri; Siluriformes; Clariidae. The transcript is spliced from 8 exons. Gene Ontology annotation, molecular function: acrosin binding.
GCGUGUUCAUGCUGUAUGAUGAUGAUGAUGAUGAUGGAGUUCGCUUUGAUCUCCGUCUGCGCGCUCGUGGGUCUACUAUCUCCCGCCGCGCGCGCCGCCGGUCCGCUCCCCCUCCACACCCCGGCCCCGGCGACCGGCGGAGAGCGCGCGCGGCUCGAGGCUCCGUACCUCCACCUGCCCGUGUUCCGUCAUUUCCGGAAGCCGCGCUUUAACAAACAGCACUUCUCACCUGCGCACGUGAAGAGCCGCGAGCCGCUGCCCGAGCGCGUGCGCCAGAUCCUCGUGCCCGCGCCGCGGCGACACCCGAAGACCCGGAUGAGCGCGAGCGGCCCCGUGCGGGUCGCGUGCAGCGGCAGGAGGAUGCGCGUGCGUGUGCACACGGCUAGCCUGGAAUCGAGCGCGAAGCGCGUGCACGUCACUCUGGGCACCUGCGAGGCCCGAAAAGCGACCGAGAGGAGUGUGUUCUUCAGUCACGACCUGCACGAGUGCGGCACUCAGAGACGGGUAAUAAACAAAACAGUUGUUUAUUCCAACAUGCUCUACUACACCUCUGACGCGACUGGGUCAGGUUCUAAGACGUUCUCUGUACCUGUACAGUGUCGCUUUAACACGUUCCACUACUCAUACAAGAUCGGGUUUGUGCCGUCUGUUAAAGCGCUAAAGAUCUACAAACCCAUGAAGACCAGAGGCAGUGUCACGCUGACGGCCUGCGACGCGCAGUGGAACAGACUCUCCCCUGGCGAAGGCUUCGUGAUCGGACAGCCGAUGUACUUCAAAGCUGAAACUCUUUAUGUGCCUGAUGAUAAACGGUUAUUUGUAAAUUUCUGUCACGUGACCGUGAACAGCUCGCACGUCUCCACGCCACAGGUUAAGAUCAUCGAUAACUACGGCUGCCUGAUCGACAGCAAGCGCGGCAGCCAGUCCAGAUUCAUCAACGGUACUGGGAGGAACGUCGUCAGGUUCACCGUCGACGCCUUCACGCUGCAAGGAAAAGUGCAAAAGUAUUUGUUUAUGCACUGCGAGAUGUCAAUUGGAAGUGUCGUUACCAUGGCAACAUCAAAGUCCUGCACGUAUAACCACCUGGAGCACAGGUGGGAGGAGCUUCAUGGCGCAGACUCUGUUUGUUCAUGCUGUGACUCGUCUUGUGUCCCUGAGAUGCCAAUGCUGAUGCGACCCAUGGUGAGUAAACUGGGGGCUUUAGUGGAGCCACGCCCAGAAAAACCAGGCAGGAAGAAUCCAGAGGGAAUCUUCACACCUCAGCCGGAACAUGGAGUACUUAUGAGCGAGAGCCAGCGUAAAAUGAUUCCAGAGAACACGCACGCAUCGGCGCACGAGCAUGGAGCAAUCACCGUGGAGACGAUGCCCACUCCGGAAGGCCAGCGUGAAGCACUGACACCAGAGAUCGAGCAUGUUCAGAUCAUGCUGGAGAGACUGCCCCCUUCAGGCAGUGAGCUGGUACUGCCGACGCCAGGGAGGGGCCACUUAGGGAUCACAGGCGUAAGUACACCCACACUAGUGGACGGGCACGGAAUACUGGCACCAGGGUAUGAGCUCGGGCCAAUGAUGCCGGAGCACAAGGACGGCACGCAACUGCUGGACAGCAAGCGCGAAGAGGUCACACCGGAGACCCCGCCCAUCCCAGACAGUGUGAGCGGAACUCCAGUGCCACACACCGACCAUGAAAAGAUCACAGUUUACCCACAAGAAACCGUCACUCCCCAAACACACACCACAUCCGUCCACCCAAACACACAUACACCAGUCUACACACACACACCGCUGCGUGAGCCUUACAGGAUCUUUGAGGAAGUGUUUGGACUCAGCUGAAGAAAAAAGGCACGUUACAAAACAUCUUUCACUUGAUGGUGAUAAUAAAAAAAAAAUA